UGGAUGGUGUAGAGCGACUCACAGCAGAGGAGAUGGACGAGAGGAGGCAGCAGAACAUGGCCUACGAAUACCUCUGUCAUCUCGAGGAGGCGAAACGGUGGAUGGAGGCGUGUCUGGAUGAGGAGCUCCCGCCCACCACAGAGCUGGAGGAGGGGCUUAGGAACGGGGUGUACCUGGCCAAACUCGGCAACUUCUUCGCCCCACAAACCGUUUCCAUCAAGAAGAUCUACGACCGCGAGCAGACCCGCUACAAGGCGACUGGGCUUCAUUUUAGACAUACAGACAACGUCAUCCAGUGGCUCAAUGCCAUGACAGAGAAGGGCCUGCCAAAGAUCUUCUAUCCAGAGACUACAGACAUCUAUGAUAGGAAGAACAUGCCGCGCUGCAUCUACUGCAUACAUGCUCUCAGUUUGUACCUGUUCAAGCUGGGUCUAGCCCCUCAGAUCCAGGACCUGUAUGGCAAGGUGGACUUCACAGUUUCUAGCCAAGGUUGUGGGUUCAACUCCCGUUGGGAUCCCAUACACACACUAAACAUGGAUACAUGUACUGUUAGUGACUUUAGAUAA
Molecule: messenger RNA, 566 nt
Organism: Salvelinus fontinalis (brook trout)
Lineage: Eukaryota; Metazoa; Chordata; Actinopteri; Salmoniformes; Salmonidae
Product: ras GTPase-activating-like protein IQGAP1
Exons: 6
Coding region: 33-566 (177 amino acids)
Biological process (GO): regulation of actin cytoskeleton organization
Cellular component (GO): nucleus; cytoplasm
Molecular function (GO): calmodulin binding; actin filament binding; GTPase activator activity
Source: RefSeq, a predicted model, not a curated record